Messenger RNA from Lucilia sericata (common green bottle fly), 941 nucleotides. It is a transcript of the gene DIP-iota, whose product is annotated as protein CEPU-1. Lineage: Eukaryota; Metazoa; Arthropoda; Insecta; Diptera; Calliphoridae. Gene Ontology annotation, cellular component: neuron projection. The record is from RefSeq and is a predicted model, not a curated record.
CUGAUCCAAAAUUUAGUGGUCCCAUAAAUAAUGUAACAGUUCCGGUUGGACGUGAUGGAACAUUGACGUGUAUAGUACAUGAUUUGUUGGCGUUAAGGUAAAUUAAUGUAGCCUGGCUACGCGUCGACACCCAAACCAUACUCAGUAUACAAAAUCAUGUUAUAACGAAAAAUCAUCGCAUCAGUAUCAGUCACACAGAACAUCGUAUUUGGCAGCUACGUAUACGUGAUGUUCAGGAAUCAGAUCGGGGCUGGUAUAUGUGUCAAAUAAAUACUGAUCCCAUGAAGUCGCAAGUGGGUUAUUUGGAUGUUGUUGUGCCGCCCGAUAUAAUAGACUAUCAGACUAGUAAUGAUAUGGUGGUAGAGACGGGGCAGAAUGUUAGUUUAACCUGUACCGCCACUGGGCUACCAGCCCCCAUAAUAACAUGGAGACGUGAAAAGGAUUUGGCUCUGUAUACAGAGAAUGGUCGCCAUAUUUAUAGUACCGAAGGUCCCAAUUUGACUUUGUAUCAAGUGUCAAGAGAAACAAUGGGUGCUUAUUUGUGUAUAGCUUCUAAUGGUGUUCCGCCCACUGUUAGUAAAAGGAUUUCUUUGAUAGUUAAUUUUUCUCCCUUUAUCUGGACUCGUUAUGACACCAUUUAUGUGGGCUUUGGGCAAAAAGUUAUUUUAGAGUGUAUUUCCGAAUCUCAUCCCACUUCGGUUAAUUAUUGGCUUAAGGAUAAGGAAUUUUUACAAGGCGGUUCCUUUGAAACUGUUUUGCAAAAUAAUGUCUAUAAAAUUGUUAUGCGUUUAGCUGUCAGACCUACAAAAUCAAGAUUUGGUGAAUAUAAAUGUUUGGCCAAAAAUAUGUUGGGUGAAAUGGAACAGACAAUAACAUUGUAUCACAAGGCCAAAAAGAAUCAACAGCACGCAUAUCAAACCAAUAGCAAAGACAAUCAAUGA